This is a messenger RNA of Effrenium voratum, 1904 nucleotides long. The record is from the annotation of a GenBank genome assembly. Lineage: Eukaryota; Dinophyceae; Suessiales; Symbiodiniaceae.
AGAGAGAAGAAGAGUUAUGGAGGAGGCACCGCCUUCAAAACGUCAAAGAGAUGGCGAAGAAACGCUUUCAGGAGCCGAAAAGGUGGUGUUCAACGUGAAGAAGGCUGUGGCGGGUGCAGCGGCUGCUGCCUUCGAUGUGGAGCUGCCACCUACUGCCACCGUCAGAGAUCUGGAAGCCAGCUUGGCUGCGCGAGAGGGGUGCGAGGCGCAACUCAUCACUAUUGUGAGUCGUGGGAAGCCUCUCAAGGAUGCCGACGCCAAGUUGAGCUCCUUUGGUGGCGGAGGUGAGCCAGUGCCAGUGGUGUACAUUGUGCGGAAGCCAGCAGCCCCUGUAGCAGCCCCUGUAGCAGCCCCUGUAGCAGCCCCUGUGGCAGCCCCUGUGGCGGCCCCUGUGGCAGCCCCUGGGGCAGCCCCUGGACCAGCCCCUGGGGCAGCCUCUGGGGCAGCCUCUGGGGCGGCACCCGGAGGCGAGGCAAGCACGACAAACACCGCAAGUUCAGCAAGUUCCGUUUGUGGCAAGCACAGCACCAAGCCAGGUCGCCGAAUCAUUCUGAUGCUGCGCCACGGCCAGUGCUGUCAUGAAGGCGAGCGGGACGAAUUGAAGGAGUUGACGCAGCACGGUCACAAGCAGGCAGAGGACACAGCACGUUUUAUCAGCCAGCUGUUUGCCCUGGGAAAGCUACCAACCAAGCGCGCCUUGCUUCAUAGUACCAGCAGGAGAGCAAGAGAAACAGCUGCCAAGCUUCCAGUCCACAUCCAGGAUCUAGAAGUAUGGAAUGCCGACUUAUUGCGCGAGACGGAUCCAACCGACAAGCCCUUUCGUGCGGAGGAGGUGUUCAAUCGACUCUUCGCAGCCCCGGAGGCUGGGGAUUCCGACGCGCUGGUCAUAGUCGCCCACAAUAACAUCAUUCUGUACAUGCUUAUGCGUGCUGCCGGGGUCCCCAUCGAAAGGGCUGCCCAGGCUUGGAACCUUUUUCAUCUUCGCCAUGCAUCGAUCACACGCGUGGACGUGUUCUCCAACGGGGAGAAGAAGGUCAUCUCAGUCGGCGCCGCCGCCCACAUUGCCGAUACUGCGGUGACCUGGAGGAAUGUCACAGGUGCCGACAUGUCGGCAUGGAAAGGCGGAGGCCCAGAGCGGCACAAGUUCGGUGGACGGAUGGUGGUCUUGGUAAGGCAAGCUGGCGGACAAGGCUCUGACGCCUCUAUCAGCCAGCAGAUCCGUUCCGUGACUGACCACGUCAAAAGCUUGGGGGGCUACAUGAUGUCAGGCAAGGCCAUGGUGGCCUGCACCACGGCGGCUCAGUCAACUGCCACGUCGAUUGCUGCCAAGUUGAAAACGGUGCCGCAGAUACUGCCGGAGAGCAUCGUGCAAGAGCCGGAGGCUGCAUUUCUGCAGUUCUUCACGGUACCCAUCGAGAGUUCUCGGGAUACUGUAGUGAUAGUGGCCGAGGAUGCGCCACUUUUGUAUGUGCUGCUGCGGUCCCUGGGAAUGUCUGUAGAAGAGACCAAAGAAGCACGGGCUUUGUACAGCAUCGGCCAUGGGUCAGUGACGCUGGUCAACAUCAAGAAUGACGGAACCACGAAGGUCAUCACAGUUGGAGACACGUGUCAUCUCCCAAUCAGUGAUAUGCCGGCUUGCUAGCCGGGCUGACGCUUCCUUGCUGAUGGGAAGCGAUCAGGCGGGAGCAGAUAUGCAGUCACAUGAGGUUGAUUGCUGGCGAUGCUGGUGUUGCCGGUUGUGCCAUGUGCCGAGCCUUUACAAAGAGAAAAGCCGGACGAUGUCCAAUGAUCUCACAUCAUAGAAGCAUGCAAGGACAUGCUGCAAAGAGUGCUAGCAGCACACGAAAUGCAGAAAGGUGGCAUCGGGCCACCAAUGGUUGCCCCGCCAUAGCCCCAUGCUGUGC